AUGGAUUCGCAACCACUCGAUGAGGAGGAAGGCCUGGCCGUGACCCUCGCGUCCGACGACCAGCCGAGCUAUGCGCAGCGGCCGAAAUGCUUCAGCUCGACCGUGCAGGAAUGCCUGUUCGUUCUGACGGCCACAAUGGCCAUCGGCCAGCAAUCUUUCUUCACAGGCUGUAUCGUGGGCGUGACGGCCUCAAUUGGAGCAGACCUAAACAUGAACUCGGCAGAAAUCACCUGGAUCAACGCCGGUGCCUCUCUCAGCAGCGGCGCUUUCCUCCUAACAUUCGGCAAAAUAGCCGAUAUGUUCGGCCGCAAGUCUCUCUUCAUCAUCGGCAUGGCGGGCUUCACCCUUACCCUCUUGGUCGCCGGUUUCGCCACUGAUGCUAUCUACAUGGACGUUUUCUCGGGAAUCCUGGGUCUCUUCGCCGCCGCAGUCGUACCGCCGGCCGUCGGGGCGCUGGGCGCCGUGUAUGAAAAGCCGUCGAAGCGGAAGAACCGCGCAUUUGCCUGUUUCAGCGCAGGGAAUCCGCUCGGGUUCGUGGGCGGCAUGAUCAUCUCAGGCGUCGCGUCCUACGAAUAUAGCUGGCGCGCUUCAUUCUGGGCGCUGUCGUUGGUGUAUGCGGUCUUUACGGCGCUGGCGGUGUGGACUGUGCCCCCGGAUGCGUUUGCGCGGACUCCUGUUAGUAUGGAGGCGAUUCGGCAGUUUGAUCUUCUAGGCACAGCGCUAGUUAUUGUUGGAUUUGCGUUUUUCUCGAGCUCGCUUUCAUUGGCUGGCGAUGCGCCUGACGGCUGGAAAACAGGCUAUGUACUCGCUCUCUUCAUCGUGGGCUUUUUACUGCUUGCCGGGUUCCUGUAUUGGCAAUCCGUCGCAGAAAACCCCUUGAUGCCUCUGUGGGUCUGGAAAGAUCUCAAUUUCUCUCUGCUCAUGGCGAUCUUCUGUCUCGGCUUUAUGGGCUUCUCGGCUGCCACAUUCUACCUUUCUCUCUACCUCCAAGAAGUAAAGCACUAUACCGCCCUGGACAUCACCGUGCGGUUGCUCCCCAUGGUCGUUGGCGGCGUGCUGGUCAACGUGAUUUGCGGUCUGGUUCUGCACCGCGUCAGCAACAAGCUGUUAACCGGUGUUAGUGCACUAGCAUAUACCGCAUCCUUCCUAAUCUUAAGCUUCAUGAAGGAAGACGCUACCUACUGGGCUUUCAUGUUCCCGGCGUUAGUUCUCGUCGUAGUUGGUGCUGAUAUCCAGUUUAACGUCACGAAUAUGUACGUGAUGUCCUCCCUCCCUCCGAACCAGCAAUCUAUUGCCGGUGGUAUCUUCAACACCGUGACGAAGCUCUGCAGCAAUCUUGGUCUUGGCAUCGCGACCUUCAUCAACACCGCUGUCGCCCACAAGAUGACCCCUACCACCCCUGCCAUCCGGCCUUACCUUGCAGUCUACUGGUUUGCUGCUGCUGGAGCCGGCCUGUCAGUCCUCAUGGUGCCCUUCUUGACGCUGGGUACGCAAGGCAGCGAUCCAGGUCCAAAAACUGGACAGACCCCAUGCGAGUCUGAGAAUGGAGAGGAUGACGAGGAAAAUGAUAUGGUUGGUGAUUCCACGGGCAGAGAAACGCGCACCGCGACGCUAGUUAUAGAGCACAGAAAGCGAUAA
This is a messenger RNA of Penicillium canariense, 1638 nucleotides long. RefSeq lists its product as uncharacterized. The coding region runs from base 1 to 1638 and encodes 545 amino acids. Gene Ontology annotation, molecular function: transmembrane transporter activity. Gene Ontology annotation, cellular component: membrane. NCBI's taxonomy places the organism in Eukaryota, Fungi, Ascomycota, Eurotiomycetes, Eurotiales, Aspergillaceae. Gene Ontology annotation, biological process: transmembrane transport. The record is from RefSeq and is a predicted model, not a curated record. The transcript has 5 exons.